UUCUCUUAUAAAGAACAUAGUCUUCUGACAGUGAAGUGUUGUCGACGCCCAGUUACUUGUGAGUUUUUCGGAUUUACUUGAUCAAAUAUCAACCGCCCCGCAGCGUCGGGCGUGUAGCGUAACAAUAUCACAACUGCAUACGAGACGUUGGUUACAUCUGACUUCGGUACAAGCCUAGUUCAUGAUUCGGUCUAUUGACAGGUAGCAAAGAGCGAGAAGACAAAAAUGCAGACAAUAAAAUGUGUUGUGGUCGGUGAUGGAGCCGUGGGUAAAACUUGCCUCCUUAUUUCGUACACCACAAAUAAAUUCCCCUCCGAGUAUGUGCCAACUGUAUUCGAUAAUUAUGCAGUUACGGUUAUGAUCGGUGGAGAACCAUAUACCUUGGGAUUAUUUGAUACCGCUGGCCAAGAGGAUUAUGACAGACUACGACCACUGAGUUAUCCUCAAACGGAUGUGUUUCUAGUUUGUUUUUCAGUCGUCUCCCCAUCUUCAUUUGAAAAUGUUAAAGAGAAGUGGGUACCAGAGAUAACGCACCACUGUCAGAAGACGCCUUUCCUAUUGGUCGGAACACAAAUCGAUUUACGAGAUGAUGCAGUAACUAUUGAAAAGCUUGCAAAAAAUAAACAAAAACCGAUAACAGGAGAACAAGGAGAGAAGUUGGCCAAGGAGCUUAAGGCUGUGAAAUACGUCGAGUGCAGUGCUCUAACGCAAAAAGGAUUGAAGAACGUGUUCGAUGAAGCAAUCCUGGCUGCACUUGAACCUCCAGAACCUGUUAGGAGAAGAAAGUGUGUCCUUUUGUAGGGAGGAUAUUUUCAAUCUCCAUCCCACUACUACGCGAGCACGGCUGAUAGUGCUCCACAUUGUAAGUUUUAAAUAUACUAUCAAAAUAGAAUGGUACAGGCCUUGAACCAUAUAUGCUGUAUCCAUUGAUCAAUUGGCAUAAGAUAUUCCAAGGAACCAGACGCUUAGGUAUUUAUGUAUUCAAAAUGAACAGCAAUCUUGCUAAAUACGUCUUGGCAUCAUAAUUCACAAGUUUAUCAAGAAUGAGUAUAUGAAUGUUAGGAAUAAAAUGGUUCUCCGGAAAAACGAUGGAAAUAAUUUUCACGGGGAACAGAUGUUGGCUAGGAUUAUCAAAUUAUUUGAGACAAAGACGGGCCCGCUGCAUUGCCUGAUUUGUAUUCGUCAGGCUGCUUCAGAUUGAGGAAGAGACAGUAUUUUCCGAUUUAUAAAAAGAAAUAAAAAAAAAUGAAAAAAAAUGUAACACCGAACGUUUAUAGUGCAAUUAGUUUACAAACACGCAUUAUACAUUAUACAUAAUAUUUAGAUAUAUAUUUGAGGGUAACCAUACUCAGGUAAGAUAGAUUAAUAUCCUUCGUGAGAUAAUGAAUUACUUUUUGUUUAGGAUGGACUACGGUAUUAAAUGUGAAUACCUUUCAUGAUCCUAUAAAAACAAAAACAAUAAACACAUAAACAUGAAAUGAAACAGCCAUCCUGGACGGGAGUAAUCCUCCAUGAGUUCUAAAUAGGGAGCCACGCCACUCUAAUAUUGAGUAAUCAAUAAGGCAUUUUUAAUAAUAAGUUACUAAUGUGAAUUUUUUAAUAAAUUAAUAAUGAAAGAAACAA
Molecule: messenger RNA, 1623 nt
Organism: Neodiprion fabricii
Lineage: Eukaryota; Metazoa; Arthropoda; Insecta; Hymenoptera; Diprionidae
Product: cdc42 homolog
Exons: 5
Coding region: 226-801 (191 amino acids)
Biological process (GO): small GTPase-mediated signal transduction
Molecular function (GO): GTP binding; GTPase activity
Source: RefSeq, a predicted model, not a curated record